UCUUCUGCAUCACAGGCCUCCUGCUGGACCUCAUCCUGGUCGGUAUACUUAAAGCGGUGGUGCGUCGACGUCGCCCAUCUCAUAACCAAAUGGACAUGUUUGCCACUUUCUCUGAGGACCGUUACUCCUUACCUUCGGGUCACGCCACCCGAGCCGCUAUGUGUGGGCGGUUCCUGCUGGCUCACCUGGUGCUGGCUACGCCGCUGAGGGUCCUGGUCUUUCUCUGGGUGGGCCUGGUGGGGCUCAGCCGCGUGCUGCUGGGAAGACACCAUGUUACUGAUGUGCUGUUUGGGUUUUGGAUGGGUUACUGCCAGUACAAGCUGGUGGAGAUACUGUGGCUCUCUCCUCCAGCUCUGCAGGGGCUGCUGGGGCAUUUAGCUGCAUUUUAGAGACUGUAUGAAGAAAAGAGGGAAUGAAAAAGGUUUUUAUUUAAAGGGCCUCUGCACAUUUUUUCAUUUUAAUUUUAUACUUUAACAUUUUCUUGUUUUAUGGAGGAGAAUUCAUGAAAGUUCUGCUUGUGAUCUUUCCUUUCUUCUGAGUUUUUAGUUUCUUAAAUGUCAUUUUAAUUUAAAUGUCAAAUGUUAUUUUAAUGGUAACCAGGCGGGACCUGGACUGAA
Molecule: messenger RNA, 617 nt
Organism: Cyprinodon variegatus (sheepshead minnow)
Lineage: Eukaryota; Metazoa; Chordata; Actinopteri; Cyprinodontiformes; Cyprinodontidae
Product: presqualene diphosphate phosphatase-like
Exons: 1
Coding region: 90-389 (99 amino acids)
Molecular function (GO): sphingosine-1-phosphate phosphatase activity
Source: RefSeq, a predicted model, not a curated record